AUGCGUUUCUCUGCAGUAGUUGGACUAUUGUCCACCCUUUCGGUUGUCUUGGCUUCUGACCAUGGACAUCAUAAAUUGCACAAGCGGUCUUCGGAUAACGAGAAUUCCGCUACUGAGUAUGACUAUGUCGUUGUUGGCUCUGGUGCUGGAGGUGGCCCUGUAGCAGCACGAUUGGCCAUUGCAGGAUACAAGGUGCUUCUUCUAGAGGCAGGUGAUGACCAGGGAAAUGCGACCCAGCAGAUUGUCCCCGCCCUGCAGCUCCAGUCCACCGAAUACGAACCGAUGAGAUGGGAUUAUUUCGUGAACCACUACUCCAACUUGACUCGUCAGGAAGAAGACUCCAAGAUGACUUAUCGGACUCCUGCUGGCGACCUUCAUGUUGGAAGCAAUGCGCCCAAUGGCUCCGAGCCCUUGGGAAUUUUAUACCCUCGAGCAGGUACUUUGGGGGGAUGCUCUGCUCACAAUGCCAUGAUUACCAUCUACCCGUACGAGAAUGACUGGGAGCAACUGGCCAGUCUCACUGGCAAUGAUUCAUGGUCCGCCUCAAACAUGCGACAAUACUUUACGAGACUAGAGCGCAACCGAUACCUGCCCAGCAGCUUGGUGGGCCACGGAUUCGACGGAUGGCUCACAACGAGUCUUACAGACUUGCGUCUCGUCAUCGAAGACCAAAAGCUUCUGUCCUUAAUCCUGGCCGGUGCGACCGCCGCGGGUAAAACACUGCUGGGUAAACUGAUCACCACGGUCACGGGCCUCGCAGAAGUCCUGCUGCGCGAUCUAAACAACCCCUCUCCCUCGCGCGACUACGAGGAGGGUCCAUACCAAGUGCCUCUCGCCGUGGAUGUUCCCGAGUACAAGCGGACAGGCCCUCGAGAAUUCCUCAUGAAGACAGUCAACGCUGUGAACUCAGAUGGUUCGCGAAAAUAUCAUCUUGAUAUCCAGCUGAACACCCUGGUCACCAAGCUCCGGUUCGAUACCACCGGCGCUAAGCCACGGGCUACCGGUGUUGACUAUCUUCGUGGACAGAGCCUCUACCGCGCAGACCCCCGGGCUUCCCAGACAUCGUCGAACGGGACACCAGGUAGCGUGAGUGCUACUCGUGAAGUGAUUCUGUCUGCAGGCUCGUUCAACACCCCCCAGCUGCUGAAGCUGAGUGGUAUUGGACCAAAGGAGGAGUUAUCCAAACAUGGAAUUUCAACCCUGGUGGAUCUCCCCGGCGUCGGUCGUAAUCUUCAGGACCGGUACGAGACAGGCACAGUGGGCAAGUCACCCACCGAUUUCGUCCUCACGUCCAAGUGUACCUUUUUGUAUUCUCUUCCCGACCCCUGUCUGGAACAGUACGAGAACAAUCCCCUCUUCAAAGGCACCUAUACCACCAAUGGAAUCGCCAUUGCCAUCAUUCACAAGUCCUCUGUCGCAGAGGACGAGCCCGAUCUAUUGAUUUCAGGAGCACCUGCCAACUUCCCCGGCUAUUAUCCCAACUACUCAUACGAAGGUCUCAAAAAUGCCCAGCACUGGACCUGGAUCACGUUGAAGUCGCGCUCCCGUAAUAACGCUGGCACGGUUGAGCUCCGAUCUACUGACCCGCGUGAUACGCCCCUUAUCAACUUCCACUCGUUUGAUUCCGGAGUGACCACAGAUGGUGCAGAUGAGAAGGAUCUUCAGGCUGUGUACGAGGCAAUGCAGUUCUCCCGCACGAUCUUUGAUGACCUUAUUCCCCUCGAUGGCGGGUUUGAAGAGGUCUGGCCAGGACCCAAUGUCACUACCGAGAGCCAGAUGAAAGACUUCAUUAAGCGGGAAGCAUGGGGGCACCAUGCCUGCUGCACUGCUGCUAUUGGAGAAGAUGGGGAUCCUCAGGCUGUGCUGGAUUCUGACUUCCGUGUUCGUGGUGUUGACGGUCUGCGUGUUGUGGAUGCUUCUGUCUUCCCCAAGAUCCCGGGGUACUAUAUCGCCCUGCCUAUUUAUAUGAUCAGUGAGAAGGCUGCUGAGGUUAUCAUUGCUGAUGCUGUAUAA
Messenger RNA from Penicillium mononematosum, 2013 nucleotides. Its product is annotated as GMC family oxidoreductase. The transcript has 3 exons. Gene Ontology annotation, molecular function: flavin adenine dinucleotide binding; oxidoreductase activity, acting on CH-OH group of donors. Bases 1 to 2013 code for a protein of 670 amino acids. NCBI's taxonomy places the organism in Eukaryota, Fungi, Ascomycota, Eurotiomycetes, Eurotiales, Aspergillaceae. The record is from RefSeq and is a predicted model, not a curated record.